GCCGGGGCCAUGGAGCGCUGGACCGGGCGCGUCGCGCUGGUUACCGGCGCCUCCGUGGGCAUCGGGGCGGCCGUGGCGCGGGCUCUGGUGCAGCACGGCAUGAAGGUGGUGGGGUGCGCUCGUAGCGUCGACAAGAUCGAGAAAUUGGCAGCUGAAUGCCAGAGUGCAGGCUAUCCGGGGACCCUCAUCCCGUACAAAUGCGAUCUCUCCAACGAAGAGGAGAUCCUGUCGAUGUUCUCUGCCAUCAAGACCCUUCAUCAAGGAGUUGAUGUCUGCAUCAACAACGCAGGGCUGGCUCGCCCGGAGCCCCUGCUCUCGGGGAAAACGGAGGGCUGGCGGACAAUGAUAGACGUCAAUGUGAUGGCUGUGAGCAUCUGCACCCGAGAGGCCUACCAGUCCAUGAAAGAGAGAAACAUCGAUGAUGGGCAUAUUAUUAACAUUAACAGCAUGAAUGGCCACAGCGUCGUGCCACAGUCGGUGGUGCAUUUUUACAGUGCCACCAAGUAUGCAGUUACAGCCCUCACGGAGGGGCUGAGGCAAGAACUCAGAGAAGCAAAGACUCAUAUACGAGCUACAUGUAUAUCUCCAGGACUGGUGGAAACGGGAUUUGCUUUUAAACUUCAUGAUAAUGACCCUGAGAGAGCUGCUGCAACAUACGAGAGCAUUCGGUGUCUCAAAGCUGAAGAUAUGGCUAACGCUGUCAUAUAUGUCCUCAGUGCCCCACCUCACGUACAGAUUGGAGAUAUACAGAUGAGGCCCACGGAGCAGAUAUCAUAGCAAAUGAAGAAGACCAUGAGCAGCACCGUGUAUCCACUCCACUUCAAACCCUCUGGCAAUUUAGGGUUUUGUCGGCUGGCUAGCAACAUUUUAAUCAAGUACCAAGGAUCACGUUUGAAGAAUUCUUUUUCUCUCCCUCUCUCUGAGCUGGUGCUGGUGCUGAGCCAGUUUAAAAAGAAAUAGUAGUGGGUCUCUUUCUCCCCCACUCCUUUCUGAAACUGCUUAAGAGUAAAAUGUAUUUGAAAAUAAUGCAGGGAAGUGGUUUGUGGAAGAUUGUUGUCUCCAGGCUGGUUUAUUCUUCCUUUUGCUUUCUUUUCAAGGUUUGUUUGAUCUUAUUUGCUGAUGCUGUGUCUGGACAUAGGUGAAGUGGCACAAAAUGUCUGCCAGCUUCAGUGUGCUUAGGGUUUGAGAUUUUCAGUGGAUGUCAUGCAUGAAUCCAUCUAAAUUUUGGGUUUAUUUUCAUCACGUUGACUACUGAUGGUAAUGAUGCAUGUGAUAUUUUCUACUUCUUUUGUACUCCACUGCCCUAAACCCAGUGUACAAUCUCACCCACCUCCCCAAACACUCCUUUCCCAUUCACAUGAAUUAUGCCUGCCAAGUUUGAGGAAGUAUAAAUGUGUGUGCUUGCUAUUUCUCUUUCUUUCUAGGUAGGUAGGUAAAUAGUUGGAGGAAAAGUACCUGUACUUCUGCAGGUUAGAAUGAUCACCUAAGUGGCAUAGUUACAGUAAGAGUGAGUUGUUUGGUAUUUUUAAUAAAAACUAAAUGUGUGCUGUCUUGUGAUCACCUCUAUCCUUGGUAUCAUCUCCCAGCACUCUUGAUGUUUUUGUAUGUGAUAUUUGCAUGCAUUGACACUUUUCUGGAAAUAUUGAUCGGUCUUAGAAAGAUGUAUGGUGCUGUUUAAAUGCUGGUGCUGAUGAGUUGGAAAUGUUGAAAGUUUGUUUAUAUGCAGAGAUACAAACUCGGAGAGAGAGAGAGUGAAAUGAACCAUGCCGAAGCCGUCCAAAAUGAAAAGAUAUUAGUAGGGGCAUUUGCCUAUGAAGCAGCAGGUAGAAGGUCUGGUUCAGAUCUCAUACUAGUUCUACGCUGGUGCAGCCCCAUUGUUUUGCUCUGGAUUUAUUCGAACUUGAGAGAGAAGAGAAUCAGCCUCAAAGCUGAUACAUGCAGAGCUGGAGACAACUUGAAUUGUCUUAAGACUCUUGCAGUGUGGCAGAAACACGUCUGUGUGUAGUCUCUGCUGCAGAGUUAUGGAGCUGUUAAAGUAUAUGUUGCCUUAAGAUUGCAG
This is a messenger RNA of Haliaeetus leucocephalus (bald eagle), 2059 nucleotides long. It is a transcript of the gene DHRS11, whose product is annotated as dehydrogenase/reductase (SDR family) member 11. The transcript is spliced from 7 exons. Gene Ontology annotation, molecular function: oxidoreductase activity. Bases 10 to 777 code for a protein of 255 amino acids. The record is from RefSeq and is a predicted model, not a curated record. Lineage: Eukaryota; Metazoa; Chordata; Aves; Accipitriformes; Accipitridae.